Molecule: messenger RNA, 3162 nt
Organism: Astyanax mexicanus (Mexican tetra)
Lineage: Eukaryota; Metazoa; Chordata; Actinopteri; Characiformes; Acestrorhamphidae
Gene: nab1a
Product: NGFI-A binding protein 1a (EGR1 binding protein 1)
Exons: 10
Coding region: 315-1700 (461 amino acids)
Biological process (GO): negative regulation of DNA-templated transcription
Cellular component (GO): nucleus
Molecular function (GO): transcription factor binding; transcription coregulator activity
Source: RefSeq, a predicted model, not a curated record
UCCUCGCGCUCGCUGCUGCCGCCCACGCGGGGAUUUGCGUCAGGCAGCCGCGUGGGAGUGACGAGAGCGAAGCAGCAACGGAAUAUCCCUCACACGCGCUCACACUCACGCUCACACACUCAUACACACACACACUCAUACACUGACACUCAAACACACACGCCCAGCCGCCCUGGAGUGAGGAGCACUGACUGAAGCAGCAGUAGCAGUGUUUGUGAGCCGCGCGCGCACAGGUUGGGCUUUACGGAGAACCGGAGGAACGAACGGAGAGCGAGCGCGAACAGACUGAGAGACCUUGACUGGUGAGCAGAGUCAUGUCGCUCUUAAUGCCCCGUUCCGUCGGGGAGCUGCAGCUAUACCGCAUCCUGCAGAGGGCAAACCUUCUCUGCUACUACGCUGCUUUCGUCCAGCAGGGCGGUGAUGAUGUCCAGCAGCUGUGCGAAGCUGGCGAAGAAGAGUUCCUUGAGAUCAUGGCUUUGGUCGGUAUGGCCACCAAGCCACUGCAUGUGCGCCGCCUGCAGAAAGCCCUGCGCGACUGGGUCACUAACCCCGCCCUCUUCGACCAGCCUCUGACAUCACUUCCUGCCUGCAGUAUACCUGUGUACAAGCUUCGUGAAGAUUCACCGACCAUCUAUAGCACUAAACAGAAGACCCAGCCGACAGAGCCCCGAGCCUGGAGUAUGAGUCCGAGUGGUGCAGUGGGUGGGGCAGGCACCCCGGGGUCCGAAAGCCCCUCCCCAUCCUCAGCCUGCUCCCCUUGUUGGACCGGAGAGCCAUCGGAGGUACUGGAGCCGGCUGUCCUGCACUGCGUGUCCGAGUGUGUGCGGAGGCUGGCCCCCACGCUGUCCAGGAGCGACCCUGCGGAGGUGAAGGGGCGUCUCCGUGGCAACAAGAAGCUGAGCCAAACUAUCACCCGCCUCUGCGAGUUGAGCGAGGAUGACCCACAGAGGGAGGAGGAGAUACGCAAGUACAGCGCCAUCUACGGGCGCUUUGACUCCAAAAGACGAGACGGCAGACCGCUGACCACUCACGAGUUGGUUGUAAACGAAGCUGCUGCUCAGCUGUGCUUGUUGGACGGUGGUCUGCUCACACACCGAGACCAGCUCUUCUCUCUGGCCAGACACAUCUCACGAGAGGUCACCUACAGACACGCCUUCAGGAAUAGGCCCAGCGCAGACGAUGAAGAGGAGCUGUUGUCACGCAAACGCAUUAAAAUCGAGCAGGAAGGUGUGUACAGCCUGCAGGACUCUCUCUAUCUCCUCCAUAUGCAGCAGGAGGCUCUGAGAGAGCGGUUAGCGUGUGCUACAGCUAAAGGACAAGAGGGCAUCACACAGGCUUUACAGGUGCAGUUGGACACUGUGUUUUGCAGGCAGGUUGAGUUGUUGCAGGAUGCUGCUGUUCAGGAGCAGAGCGUCUGCCCUGUUGCCCUCAGAUACACAUCUGACCCCGGUGACCCCAACACAGACCACACCACCCGCCCACCAGAGGAACGUCCUGAAAGCCUGUACAUGAUUGGUCGGAUUUCGUCAAACGGGGAAAUCCCAUUGGGCCGACAGUUGGCCAAUGAGCUAAAGCAGCAUAACAAACAUCGGCGGAUCUCCGAGGAACCACAUCAUCAAACAAAAAAUGGGACAUCCCAGAGAGAGCUCUACCCUUUGGACUACAGGAAGAUCAAACCAGAACCAGAAGACUCCAGAUAGCAGAAAGUGGGUCAGCUGUGUGUUAUCCACCGCCCAGUACUUACCAACGGUCCUGUUCUGCCUUAAAGCCUUCAGUGCUGGACAAAAGAUCUUUCCCUGUUAGGAUUGUCUGUUAGAUUGCCAAAGAAAGUAGCAACGCUGACGUGAGAAAACCUUGUUUUGGGGGAGGAAAAACAUUCUCAGCUUUUAUUCCAGGUCGUUUUGGACUGUUUCUCUAGGCCCAUCUGGAAAUGUCCAAUCAGUGUUAAGGGGCAGCUAGUGUUUACAGAUUACCUAACCAAUAAAAACAAAGUAAAAGUGAUUAGGGUAGUCUAGAUGACCCAUUAUAAUGGGGUGGUGUGAAUUUGUGGCUGUACAGUGUUGUAUUUUAAUAGCCUUGCAUGUGUGUUUCUUCUUGUCCUUUUCUGCUUCGGUAAAAACGAGUGAAUUUAGUGGAGAAAGAGAGGAUGUAUUUAUUAGAACACUACUCUUGUAGCUCCACCAUCUUUGGUCGACAACAAUAAUGUGGUCAGCAACCAACCAGUGAUGAAUAGUUGUUUCUAAUAAAGUGGCCAGUGAGUGCAAGCACAAGUUGGAAGGUGAUGGGUGUUUCUAAUAAAGUGGCCAGUGAGUGGAAGCAAAAGAUGGAAGGUGGUAAGUGUUUCUUCUAAAGUGGCCAUUGAGUUCAAGCACAAGGUGGAGGGUGGAUGGUGUUUCUAAUAAAGUGGCCAGUGAGUGGGAAGCACAAGGUGAAAGAUGGUAGGUGUUUCUAAUAAAGUGGCCAGUGAGUGGAAGCACAAGGUGGAGGGUGGUAGGUGUUUCUAAUAAAGUGGCCAGUGAGUUCAAGCACAAGGUGGAGGGUGGAUGGUGUUUCUAAUAAAGUGGCCAGUGAGUGGAAGCACAAGGUGGAAGGUGGUAGGUGUUUCUAAUAAAGUGGCCAGUGAGUGGAAGCACAAGGUGGAAGGUGGUAGGUGUUUCUAAUAAAGUGGCCAAUGAGUGGAAGCACAAGGUGGAGGGUGUUUCUAAUAAAGUGACCGGUGAGUGGAUGCACAAUGUGGAUUGGGAUAGGUGUUUCUUCUGAAGUGGCCAGAGAAUGGAAGCACAAGAUGGACUGUUGUAGGUGUUUCUAAUAAAGUGGCCAGUGAAUAUUUCUAAUAAAGUGGAAGUUGGAAAGGUCUAAAUUGAGAAAUCCCCCUGUAUUACUGUACUGUAUUAGUGUAAAAGUGUUGUGCAGGUUGUGCAUCACUGUUGUGAGUGUAAUGUGACAUUGAUGUGACCUGUGUUGAAGUUUCCCAGGCCUUCAAGCUCAAUGGGAAACUGGUGCACCAGUAGACAGACUGGGAGGUGUGUUUACAGUCAAGCACUGAUUCCAUUAGUUUAGAACUUUGUGUGUUUAUUUGUUGCCGUUAUGUGAUUGUAAAGCCCUCGUUUUGUAAACACUAAUAUAUUUUAAUCUUUACAAAUAAACUCUAUUUUUUAAGUA